Messenger RNA from Galeopterus variegatus (Sunda flying lemur), 4127 nucleotides. RefSeq names its product zinc finger protein 641 (gene ZNF641). Gene Ontology annotation, molecular function: DNA-binding transcription repressor activity, RNA polymerase II-specific. Gene Ontology annotation, cellular component: nucleoplasm. Gene Ontology annotation, biological process: negative regulation of transcription by RNA polymerase II. The transcript has 6 exons. Bases 1 to 1275 code for a protein of 424 amino acids. The record is from RefSeq and is a predicted model, not a curated record. Lineage: Eukaryota; Metazoa; Chordata; Mammalia; Dermoptera; Cynocephalidae.
AUGCUUUCAGAACAGACAGCAGCCCUGGGGACAGGAUGGGAGUCAAUGAAUGUACAGCUGGAUGGAGCAGAGUCCCAAGUGGAAAGGGGAAGCCAGGAAGAGGGGCCAUGGAGAACAGCUCCAGGGCCACUGGAACACCUGUGCUGUGAUCUUGAGGAGGAGUCACAAUCCCUACAGGAAAAGGCUCAGACUGCUCCCUGGGUUCCGCCAAUUCCCCAGGAGGGGAGCACUGGAGACUGGGAGAUGGCAGCUGCACUUCUUGCAGCCGGAUCACAGGGCCUGGUAACCAUCAAGGAUGUGUCAUUGUGCUUCUCUCAGGAGGAGUGGCGGAGCCUGGACCCUUCUCAGACAGAUUUUUAUGGAGAAUAUGUUAUGCAGGAAAACUGUGGAAUAGUGGUCUCUCUGAGGUUUCCAAUUCCCAAACUGGACAUGCUUUCUCAACUGGAAGGAGGAGAAGAACAAUGGGUCCCUGACCCCCAGGACUUAGAGGAGAGGGACAUUCUGAGGGUCACAUAUACAGGAGAUGGAAGCGAACACGAAGGGGAUACCCCUGAACUAGAAGCAGAACCUCCCAGAAUAUUGUCCAGUGUGUCUGAAGAUACUGCUGUCUGGAACCCACAGCAAGAUGAGAGCUGGGAUUCCAUGUCCAGGGGCUCCAGAGGAAUGCUUCUGGGCCCACAUUUUCUUCAGGAAGAUAGCUUCUCAAACCUUCUAUGUAGCACAGAGAUGGAUUCCCUGUUAAGACCCCACACAUGCCCCCAGUGUGGGAAACAGUUUGUGUGGGGCUCCCACCUUGCCAGGCAUCAGCAAACACACACUGGGGAGAGGCCCUACAGCUGCCUCAAGUGUGAGAAGAGCUUUGGGCGAAGACAUCACCUAAUCAGGCAUCAGAAAACCCACCUACAUGACAAGCCCAGCAGAUGCUCUGAGUGCGGCAAGAAUUUCCGAUGCAACUCCCAUCUGGCCAGCCACCAGAGAGUGCAUGCAGAAGGCAAAUCCUGCAAGGGCCAAGAGGUUGGAGAGAGCCCUGGGGCUAGGAAACGGCAGCGUGCCCCACCAGUGCCAAAGUGCCAUGUGUGCACUGAAUGUGGGAAGAGCUUUGGUCGAAGGCACCAUCUGGUGAGACACUGGCUGACCCAUACUGGGGAGAAACCCUUCCAGUGCCCUCGCUGUGAGAAGAGCUUUGGCCGCAAACAUCACCUGGACAGGCACCUACUGACCCACCAGGGACAAAGUUCCCGGAGCAGCUGGGACAGAGGGACAUCUGUUUUUUGAAAUCUGUGUCUGCUGCAGCUAUGGUCAAGUCUAUCAGCCGGUGCUACCAGGAGUCCACUGCUAGGGCUGCCCCUCUUCUGCACCCCAGUGGCCAGAAUCAUGAGCCCUGGCCCCAUCCCUAGAAAGAUGGGGUUCCAGCAUUGGCCAGAGCAUUUCUCACCAGUUCUGUGAGAUACCACUUGAAAACAGAGUUCUUUGGGCAAAACUUUUGGGAAACAAUGCAUUCAUACUACAUGGGCUGAUAUUCAGCCUGAGCCCAUUCUCAAGGGUACAAUGGUACCAGCAGUUUAUGGCUGAGGUCCAUUCUGAGUGGCUGGAAUCUAUGCCAUACCAGUUGUUAAAUAUUUUGAGUAUCACCUUUGUAUACUACAAAUAUAUUCUUUCUAUAUAUAUGUUGAGAGAGAGAAAGGCCAUUUUAGCAUAUUAAAGGCUGUGAAAACUUCUGCAGUAGAGCAAACUGUUAAGCUUCUGUUGAUGCAGUGUUUCCUAAAUUUAUUUGACCUCAGUAUCCUUUCUAUUUCACAUCCCACAGAACUGGUGACUCCAUGAAAUACACUCUGGUGAACACUAGUUUAGAGACUAAUGAGGAAACAGGAAAGAGAUAGUGAUCAGGCACUCAGAGCCCCCUUUUUUAUCCAUAUGAAAGCUAGGGGGCCAGACCUUGUUCCUGUGUGGGUCUGUCACCCUUACCCUGAUCACCAGUAUAAACAUCUACACCUCUCACCCCCACCUGAUGAAAAAUAUAGAGUAACCUUUUCAUCCCCUUAUUCCUAUUCCCUUCAUCCUGCACAUAAACAUAUCCAGCUGAGAGAUCAUGCUACAAUGUUGAGAUUGACCUUAUAACCCCAAGUAACCCAGGCCCACACAGAAGAAAAAACUUUAUCCCCUUGAACAGACGCCCUCUCCUCUUGACUGUCUUUAUGUGUCUAUGUGUAUAUGUGUGCAGGGUCUUUGAAGAGAGCAUGCUAAAUGCAAACUGUACAAGCUAGGUUUUCUAGGGGCUGUGUUCUAGGGAUGAGGGUAGAGGGGAUUGUAUGAGUUUUUUUGUUUCAAGAUAGAAAGUAAUCUGAGUGAUUAUGGGAGCCCUAGAGGAAAAGGUUAAAUGAUGGGUUAAGUUGUGGGAGUUGAGUACAAGGCUUUCCCUGGUAUCACUGAGAUUAUGACAGUUGUGGAUAUAUAUGUCAAAGUCUGAAUCUCUGGGUCACAGAUUGUUUUUACCUGGGAGCAGAGAGAAAGAGAAGUCUUCAGUGAGGUGAGCUGUUUUUUAUCGACUUCGGGUGAGGUACAUAUAGAAGCUUUGUGCCAAGUGGGAUUUUUUUGUCUAGUUUUAAGUGCUGGGAAAUUAGGACAGGAAUCACAGUGUUUGAAAGUUGUUUUAACUCUUGUUUGACUUUGAUUGCAUCAUCAAAGGGGAAGAGUUAUUCCUGAGCAUCUCAUUCUUCCAGAAACAGAACUUAGGGGAAAUGGUUGUGGCUUAGCAUUUCAGCUGAUGCAGGGUAAUAAGCUUUCUGGUUGGUUUUCCUCCCAUUUCUGGGAAGGUGUCCACACUAAGACUCUUAACUCUAUGACUUGCAUAAGUAUUCUAGCAUCUGUUAGUUGAUGAGUUGGCCAUUGUUUUUUAUUGAUGAUUAUGUUAAUACCAAUCUUAUAAUUUAAAAACUAUCUUUUAUGUAAGAGCAGUUUGGGGUUAGGGAGGAAGAGGAGCAAAGAGAAUGGAAGUGGGGUAUUUUCUCUUCAAUGCUUAGAGUCUGGUUUUUCCCUGGGACAUUUCUCAAUUACAAUUGGUGGGAUUAGCCAGAGAGGCAAGAGGAAGUGAGCUGCAACAAUCUCGUUUAGUGACUGUCCCAUUAGCAUAGGAGAAUCAGCUUCUCAGGGUCCUGGACCCAAAUGGAAUGAAAAUAGGGUCAUUUUAUUGACUGGGCUUCUCAGAGUAUGUGUGACUUGAGCAACCCUCUCUUCUACUCAAAGCAGCCUUCCUUCUUUGCCUGGAAUGCACUUCUCUUGCUUAUGUUCCUAUGAAUAUAGCAAAAUGGCCAGCCCUGUGUAGGGAAGGCCUUGACCUAGGUCCUCAGAGACAGGAGCAUUUUAGGAUCAGUAUUAGCAAAUGCCCCAGGGAAUAGAAAAGUAUUGGGUUCCAGUGGUAAAACUGAAUUAUGCCAUUUCUUUUACCCUCUUAGUUUAAUACACUUCAGCUCUAUGUAAGCAAUGUUCAGAACCUGUUUUGGAUCACAGACUUGUUUGAGAAUCUGAUAGAAACCAGAAACUCACUUUUGAGAAAAACAGGUGUUUGCAAUUCACUCAGUUUUUCAUUUAGCAGGUUCAGAGUCCAUCCAUGGAAUUGCUAAACUAGGGUCAAAGAGAUUUACCCUGACCCAAUAUGGUCAUUAUAUAUUUUUGUCAAGAAUUACAAGGCAAGGAUCACUAAAUAUUUUAAGGACUGAGAUACCAGAGGCAUGAGAGUAUGAGGAUAGAGUCUGGUCUUAACGACUAGAAGGGUGUUGCUUAUAUUUCUACCCUACGUUUUUGGAAAAGAUCUGACAUGCUGACAAAUCCAGCUCCACACAAACCUUGUUUUAAGGACUUGUGGAAACUGAUAUUCCUUACUAUCACAUCACACCUCUUAACAACUACAAGUUAACCUCUAGUCUUUUAUCUGUUUUAGUAAUUGUAGGGAUAGAAAAUGAAGCCCCUAAAGUGCUGGUGCAGUUAUAGCACCCAGCUAAAAGGCAACAUGGAAGCCUUCUGCAGAAGGGGCAAUCGUUUGGGUCAUUUCUGGUGUACCACUGUCUUCUCUACCUCGGUCCAAUACCACCUCCCUUGGACGAAAAAUAAAAUAAGCAACAGCCAUCAGA